UGGAUAAAACCUGUAAAGCAUUUUAAAAGAUAUCUAUAUUAUCAGAUAUCUGGUCAAGGUGACCAGUUUCACGUCAAAAUAAUUUAUCAAAACGUCCAGAAACUUCUUAAACUAAUCUUUCAGCUUGACAAAUUACUCCACUGUCCAGUUUAUGCUCAGUAUUUUCCAAACACAGACAUAUUCGCCAGAAUAAGUCAGAAAUAUUGGUAUAUGGCGUCCUAGACAUGCUAGCGCGGCUAGCUAGCUAGUUACGUUAGUAACGUAAAAUACGUGCGUCAAGCAUCAACAAAAAAAAACCUAACGGCAAGGUAACCAAAGGUAACGGCGAGAAUACGCUAGCGUCAACCACGGGCCGCUUAUUUAGCCAUAUUUUAUGUCAUAUUUUGAUGAAACUGUGAUUAUUUGUUACAAAUGACAACACUAAUGGACGGUUGAGAGGUGGAGCCUGCAGCAGUGAGUUGGAGAAAAAACAUUAAAAUGUUAAGUUAGCCGUUGUAAACUCCUUGUCAGUAACAGUUACACUGGAGAUACGGGCUAGCUUACAAUCAUUGUUUUGUACAUUGACUGUAUGCAAAUAUAUUUAUAUACAACACAAGAAAAAUACAGUUAAACUACAUUUCUGUGUAUAUAAAUGUAAAAAAAAUUAAAAGCAAUGCUAAUUUUAAAUAGACACGAAGCAUUAUCUGAAAAUAAAACGUUUACAUUUUGGUUCAAGGAGACAAUGCUAGCUAAUGCUAAUGCUAAGUCUUUCAGAAAAAUGGACGCUUUUUCAGAGCCACCUGUCGAGCCCACAGGAGACCCUUCCUGUGCAGACGAGUUCCUUCUGUAAUGUGCAGAGUAGCUGCGUGAGAAAAAACUGUGACCCAAUGACACCAGCUGGCCAAUCUCCCUCUGCUGGCUACUGAGAAACAGACCUAUCCCAGUAUGGAAGUUCUGCUCCACCCUCCCGGUCCUGUUACUUCCAGUAUGUAGACCUCUACGAGAUACAGUUACAGUCCUCUGCACAGAGAUCGGAGAACGUGACAGUUAAGAUCACAGAGUCCAAAAUGUGAGUGUUAAUGCUGUGCAUCCAUGUGUCAAGACAUCUGUGUGUUUUUCUCAGAGAGAGUGUGUGAGAGAAUCAACAAAUCUGUGUGUUUUGAAAUAAGCUCUGUUCUCAUCAGCACAGGCAUAAUCUCUUUAUGAAUGCCCCAAUUACUGCACUGUCCUGAUCCUACAGUAAAGCACUCUAUUCAUCACACACAACAAACAGAGGGAAAUACAGGGAGAAUUCAGUGCAAGAGUAGGAAACAGCUCAGAAUUAGAAAGUAGAAAAACCAUUGAUACUGCUCAGUAUGAAGUUUAGAUGUCCUUGAAUUAUCCAUGAGUGUGACUCUGUUGCUGUUUGUUUCACUUGAAAAGCAGAAGACACCAGAGCAGUUGAUACCACUGUAGAUUUCUGUUACGUUUUCUUUCAAAGUAUAUUUUCUAUUAAUAGUUCACCUACUAAAUUUAUAGUGUCGAGCUAUAAUUCAUAUUGGUAGUGGUACGCCGUGUCAGCAGAUGCAUUUUUAGACUGUGCAAUGCAGGUCCUGCAAACUGAGAGACAGGAACAGGUGCAUCUUUAUCACCAAACUGACAAAAUUAUAAAACUGAGCCAUUUGUCUGCCAUGUAUCUCAGUGAAGAUCAGUUUUGUUCUUGUUAUAUGUCUUUGGUUUAGUUUGCUUCUUUGACUUUUCUGUUUAUGUUUAUUUGUUUAAUUGCUUAUUGAUUGGGUCAUUAUUUGCACUUCUGUUGUGGAUUACAUAAUAUCUUGUAAUAUCCUAUUCUGUUGCUGUGAAUUGUAAAAACAAACAGGCUGUAGUUGUUUAAUUUCAGUAUGAGUGAACAUACUUGACAUGCUUUACUGCUGCACCUUUUUAGUGUGCUCUUCCUUUUUUUCGCUGAUGUUGAUGCUGAUGAACUUGUGGUUACUUGUGGUGAGAAUGCCACAAUAGAUUAACAUGUUAAAACCAACGUCUGAAUGUGUAGCUUCCUCCGCUUUGACUGUGUCAAAAACACACCCAAAAACCCUCCGUGCAGGUUUACGGUUUAUAUGUGUGCAACACUCUAGCUGCUUUGAAAUAACAAUUACUGUAUCAGAAGCAGCUGUCAUUGGUCAUUUCUUUUAUUAGAAAGUAUUGUCAGAAGGUGUACAAAAGUGCAUCAUUUUCUUCAUAGGCCACAUAUAAAACACAGAUGUUAAAAACACAUGAUGAGCUACAAAUGUAAGCUCAAAUGCAAGAUGAGAUUCAGUUACACUUUUUAUCCAAAUAACAUCACAGACUACAUUGUGAUUCAGCACACAUUCAAGGACAAUGUAGAAAACAAAGCACUUAUAUUUAUCAUAGUAGUACAGAAGUUUAAAAACUGGUAAAACACACACACAAAUUUACUCAAAUAUUUCAUACUGUAUUAACGCACUUGCAUUCGUAAAAUGAGACUAAAUAGAUAACACACUUUGCUUUUUCUGCCUUUUGUCAGCAUAAUUUAAAAAGACUAGUAAACGUGAACAUUUUUCCAACAGUGUUAAAGGAGGUACAUCAAAAAAAGAAAGACAGUAAUCAAGGCUCCUCAGACGUCAUUUGAAUGCACUAUCAUGUAUUAUAAUCAUCACCUGUAGUGUGAAUGCUUUCAUAACAAAUACAUUCUUCUAAUAAAACAAAAUAUGUAUUUUAACCAAAGUUUUACAGUAAUACCAAUUAGUGUGAUGAAGUUAUAAAUUGGUGCAUUCAAUGUUGUGAAUGGAAGAGUAUCACGAGUGUUAACAGCUGAGGACCUUCAGCCUCCACAGAUGUUGCUGAGGCCUGAGUACAGUUAAAAUGAACACAGACUGGAUUUCAGGGAUCAGAUAAUGACUAGUCAAAAUACCACACCAUAAAAAAAAUCCCCUUAGAGUCCCUUUUUUUCACAGUUCCCAAAAAUAUCAGUUGUCUGUUUCGUUGUCUGUACACAUUGCUGGACAAAUUAUCCAAGCGUUUGCACUUUGAUGUAAAAGCUAAAAACAGUGAAUUAAUAAAACAACCUGGUGCAAAUAUUACACUCUGUAGACCAAUGAAAAAUCCAGUCUAACUGGAUAAAAGUGUGGCCUUGGAGAGGUGUUUCUUAUAAACAUUGUGUCAGCAUGCAGACAGGUCUGAAGGAGCUGCCCUGAGGGAGUCCUUGGUAUCAGUCGUCGCCCAGAGGAUACGUGGUGAUACUCGCACAGGAACACAAAUUAUGUUCAACACAACAACAACAAACGAAAACUGUAUUUUAGUUACAGCUUGGCCUCACACAAUUUAAAAAGAAAUCUCAAUCCUUCAUCUCAGUGGUUCUCAGCCUGGUAGUCAGGAUCCUCAGAGUGUCAAGGUGGUUCAUGUGGAAACAAUUACUAUUAUAACAAAUUGCAAAUGAAUAUUUUUAAUUAUUUGAUCAAAGUAUAACAGCUGAAUUAAUCAAAUAAACAUCACAAGGACAACCUUUGCUGCUCUGCUAGCAUCAAAGGUACUGCUUUGUUUUAAGGAAUGAUCUAACAGGUUGAGAACCAGUGCUCUUUUUGAAAGAGACCCUUGUACAAAAUGUGAUCAAAUGAAAGUGAAACACGUGGGAUGUGUCGAAGCUUUAGCUUCUACGGUAGAUAGGACGUACAAUCUGGGAUCAUGUUAUAGCACCACUGUUGUUUUAAUGAGGUCACUUCCUGUGUGGUGGUCUCUCACUUCCUCCUUCGGCCACAGUAUUUACCCUGACAUCCAGCGCCUAAAUAACACAAAAGACAAAAUUAUUCUUCACUUGACAUACAAAAUACAUUUUGUGUGUGUUAAAAGUGUAUUUUAAAACCUGUUGAAUAGUUCAACUAUAAAACAUGCCUCCUCUGUGCCUUCACAGAGAAGUCUGAGUUAACUGAAGGACUUGUUGAGUUUGUUGUUGAAGUUCAGUGACUUUAAAACAGUUGGUAAACUUAAGACAUCAAAUUAAGUCAAAAACUGUUAAAUUAGACUUGACAUUCAUAAUAGGCAGAUUUGCUUUCCUGAUAACGUUAUCUCAGUUUUAAACGGUCAGUUCUUCAUUUGCCUUACAGCCUCACCAAACCUAGAGUUCCUGUAUUUGUGGCUGUAAGACUAUGUGGCAAAUCUCAACCACUUUUUUCCACAGAACUUUCUGUUAUAAUCAUCAUACGGUGCAAGCCCGGAAGUGUAAUAUGCUAACUGUGUGUCUUAAUUUUAGUCAACAGUUGGUACAUUUUUUGUUGACUGGACGUGACUAUAUUUCACUAGAUUUAAGUAUGAUGUUUUACAGUGUUUACACGCAUGAUAGAUAUGACUUAGUGUAAAGUAACACAGUGUGUAUGUGUAUGAUUUUACCUCUGUAGCCCCCAGCUCCCAGUAAGGCCUGCAUGGCUGCAUAUUUGGCUGCCUUCUGGGCCUUGGCUGUAGGACAAGAAAGUAAAAAGUAUAGUUAUUCUGCAGAUGUAUUCAAGCUCUCUACAAUAAUACCCUGCACCAGUGAUUAUAAAAACACAGUACAUGAGUCCUUUUUCCAAAAACACAUUUAAAAAUUAUCAUACUUUUAGAUUGUGUUUCUUAUUUAAUUGACAAGAUUAUUACAAGAUAUCUUUAAAUGUAUUUAAAUGUUUUAUUUACUUGCAAAGUAACAAGAAUAGAAUGGGCGAUCGUCAUCCAGAUCAUUAUGUGUCAGCAUGUGCUGUGUGUAUAGUAAAUCUGUGGUGAUGCUGGACAUAUGUGUGUUAAGAGACCAAAACUAAUUAGAGCAUGCCUAUCCCAGAGGACACAGUGAGUUUUCUUACAUUUUUGCCCGGCUCCCGUAUAUCCUAGAGAACAAUAACAGGAAAGACAAAGUUAUAAUAAACAAUUGGUAAUCUUUACAAUGGUCUAAUCUAGCCUUGGUGUUAUCUCAGCAAUGACAUGAAUGAAAAUAUGCCAAAACAAAUAUUCACCAUGUAAGGCCUGACACUCAGAAAAAAGAAAAAAGGAAACAGUUUCCUUCUUUUGUGCAUGUGUUGAUCCCUUUUGUCUAUAUUUUCAAUGCAUCUUAUCAUUAAAAAGAGUAUGCUGAAUGUCAGAAAGAGAGAAUAUAGUGUGACAAAGUCUCUGCUAUACCUGGAUAGCCUCCACCAGCUACACCACCAUACCCUGGGCCAACACCCCCUGCUGGAACAAUGGACACAUUACAACUUGUACACAACACUCCUCUGAGACAGGAGGCAUGCUAGUGCAUUUAAACUGACCUGGUAAGCCGCCAAGUCCUCCUCCUACUCCCCCUGCUCUUCCUGCUACACUUCCUGAACAGGUAUGAGUAUAGAAAUGUGGAGAAAUUAUUUAAGAACUUUGGAACCACAGAAGAUAAUCAUGACAUUCAGUAUACUGUGAAAAAUGUGGUGCUAGUUCAAUUGUUGUCAAGUAAAAAUCUCAUUACUCCAAUUGUUCCUCAUAUUUUUAUUAUUGUAAUAUGUAUGUGUAUUUAUAUGUUUUUUGUAGUUAAUAUUUUCUUUUACAAACAAGUAACUCACCUUGGCCAACUCCACUGAUUCCUCCUGUUCCUGCACCAGGAAGCCCUCCUCCUACACCACCUGGUGAAUAUACAGUCCAUAUCCGCCAGCCCCACCAGGUCUAAAACCCCCUGGCCCAGUUCCAGCACCUCCUGGGCCAUAACCUCCGGGUCCAGCACCUCCUGGGCCAUAACCACCCGGUACAGCACCUCCUGGGCCAUAACCACCAGGUCCAGCACCUCCUGGGCCAAAACCACCAGGUCCAGCACCUCCUGGGCCAAAACCACCAGGUCCAGCUCCAACUCUACCAGGACCAGCUCCUGCACCUCCUCCUAAUGCCCCUGUUGGCCACCUGGUCCAAAGCCUCCUGUUCCUGUCCCAGCACCACCUGGUCCGAAGCCUCCUGUUCCUGUACCGGCACCACCUGGUCCAAAGCCUCCGGUUCCUGUCCCAGCACCACCUGGUCCGAAGCCUCCUGUUCCUGUACCGGCACCACCUGGUCCAAAGCCUCCGGUUCCUGUCCCAGCACCACCUGGUCCGAAGCCUCCUGUUCCUGUGCCGGCACCACCUGGUCCAAAGCCUCCGGUUCCUGUCCCAGCACCACCUGGUCCGAAGCCUCCUGUUCCUGUGCCGGCACCACCUGGUCCAAAGCCUCCGGUUCCUGUACCAGCCCCACCAGGCCCAUAUCUGCUAGGUCCAGUACCUGCUCCACCAGGUCCAACACCUGCACCUGGAAAACAGCCACAGUCCUUGACCUCCUGCAGUAUAGACACCAGGAACGGCCCCUGCUCCACUGGGACCAUAGCUGCCUGGUCCUGUGCCAACACCACCUGAUCCAAAACCACCGGGCCCAGUUCCGACACCGCCCACUCCAGAUCCGACACCGCCAACUCCUGUCCCAGCAGUGCUCGGCCUGUAUCCACCUGGUCCAGUGCCAGCAAGUCCAUAACUACCAGCCACAGGACCACCAGGCCCAUAGCCACCUGGUCCAAAACCUCCUGGACCAGAACCAACUCCACCUGGUCCAGUCCCAUAGCCACCAGGUCCAACUCCAGUACCACCAGCUCCUGCCCCAUAACCUAAAAAUAGAUCAUAGUUCAGUUUCAGUUCUCUGCAUAAAUUAUUGAAUCCAUAUU
Molecule: messenger RNA, 6643 nt
Organism: Thunnus maccoyii (southern bluefin tuna)
Lineage: Eukaryota; Metazoa; Chordata; Actinopteri; Scombriformes; Scombridae
Exons: 6
Coding region: 5843-6634 (263 amino acids)
Source: RefSeq, a predicted model, not a curated record